Molecule: messenger RNA, 570 nt
Organism: Phytophthora infestans T30-4
Lineage: Eukaryota; Oomycota; Peronosporomycetes; Peronosporales; Peronosporaceae
Exons: 3
Coding region: 1-570 (189 amino acids)
Source: RefSeq, a predicted model, not a curated record
AUGAGUGCUAUUUCUGACUUCGGGGCUUCGAUUCCGAAAAAAAUCAAGUCUGCUUCGAUGGGGAAGAACAAUCUUUGUAUGUUUAUUCUCAAGCAUUCGCCUCACGUAUUUGCUCAUCUAACUAUCAUUGCUCAGUUUAUCACAUUUGCUGACCCAGAUAGCCCUCCUAAAGUAGAUCAGGUGCGUCAUACUCCAUUAAGCUCCAACAAACCGGAGCUUGUUAUCAUCGAUGCCUAUAGCAAUGAUAAACUACUUCAGAAGAAUAUCUUCUCUCAUUACUAUAGACAUGGGCGACACUUUAAACUCUCAACCAUAUUCCUAAGCCACAGCUACUUUGCCACUGAUAAGAUGAUUCGGUUGAAUUUGGAGUACGUAGCGAUUCUAAGAGCGAAUUCGAAGCGUGAUUUACAGAUGGUUGUAAUGGAUUUUAACAUCAAAGGCGUUGAUGAACGAUCAAUCGUCUAUUACUACAAUAAAGCAACGGAGCGCAAAGACCAGAUGCUGUUCGUGGAUUCAGUCAAAGGUCAAAUCAGAUAUAACAUCGAUUGGCCGAUCGAUAUUGAGCAAUAA